Messenger RNA from Ctenopharyngodon idella (grass carp), 2678 nucleotides. RefSeq lists its product as uncharacterized. The transcript is spliced from 12 exons. The coding region runs from base 153 to 2141 and encodes 662 amino acids. The record is from RefSeq and is a predicted model, not a curated record. Lineage: Eukaryota; Metazoa; Chordata; Actinopteri; Cypriniformes; Xenocyprididae.
UGCAGUCAGCAGUUUUUUAAUAACGACUAGCGUUCUCACGGUGGUUUUAAGGGGAAGAGGACACAGGCUACAUUAUUUUUUUGGCAACUUCUCUUGGCGCUUGACUUCACUUCUGCCGGUUGUUUUGGUCAUCAUUACAAGACUUCAGCAUCAUGGUGUCUGCUGUACUGCUUCAAUCCUUCAUCUGGAUCUCUCUGAUGGCAACAGGUGUGCAGUAUGACAUUACUCAUAUUAUCAGCAGUAUGUGUGUAGUUCGGCAGUCGACGGUGCUCAUACCCUGCAAAUACACUCAUCCUGAACAUGAGCAGGUGAGCGCAGUGGAAUGGCUCCAUGAGAAAUCACCGGAGAAGAAGGUCAGAGUUUCUCAGGAUCCUGCGUUUGAAGGGCGCGUGGAGUUGCAGGCUGACGCGGGAAAUUGCUCGCUGCUGCUGAGGGACGUGAAUGAGAGCGACGCGGGUAUCUUUCGUUUUGUGCUCAGCACUGGAUCCGGGCGAAACUGGACAAACGCUCAGGGAAUCCGUCUCGAAGUAACCGAUGCGGAGGUGGAGGUGAAGACCCAGUCUGACAAUGUGACGGAGGGAGAUUGGAUUUUGUUUAUCUGUGGUUCAUGCAUCCCCUCCAUGACUGUACCAACCUACAUCUGGAGGAAAGACGGGCAUCUGCACAGUCAACGCCAUGGGGACAACAUACUUGAUUUGGAGUCUGUCGGGCUGGAGGACAGAGGCCAAUAUUUCUGCACCAUAAGCGGUCAUGAGGGACUCAACUCCACAUCCGUUAACAUCACUGUUAGACCUGGAUAUUCUCCAAAGAACGUCUCAGUGUCCAUCAGUCCAUCUGGUGAAAUAGUGGAGGGAGAUUCAGUGACUCUGAACUGCAACAGUGAUGCAAAACCUCCUGCAGAAAUCAGCUGGUAUAAAAGGAAAACAUUUCUGCAAUCUGGUGACACCUACAACAUCACUAAUAUCAAGUCUGAGGCCAGUGGAAACUAUUAUUGCUCUGCUAGAAACAAAUAUGGAUCUCAGACUUCUGCUGCUGUGAAUGUCAUGUAUCCUCCAAAGAGCGUCUCAGUGUCCAUCAGUCCGUCUGGUGAAAUAGUGUCAGGAGAUUCAGUGACUCUGAACUGCAGCAGUGAUUCAAACCCUCCUGCUCUGAACUUCAGCUGGUUUAAAGGAGAAACAUUAGUAAGAUCUGGAAGAAUCUUCAGCAUCUCAAACAUCAGCUCUGAUCACAGUGGAGAAUACAAGUGCAGGUCCAGAAAUAAACAUGGAGAGAAAGACUCUGAUGCUGUGAAGCUGAAUGUCAUGUAUCCCCCAAAGAGCGUCUCCGUGUCCAUCAGUCCGUCUGGUGAAAUAGUGUCAGGAGAUUCAGUGACUCUGAACUGCAGCAGUGAUUCAAACCCUCCUGCAGAAAUCAGCUGGUUUAAAGGAGAAACAUUACUGGGAUCUGGAAGAAUCUUCAGCAUCUCAAACAUCAGCUCUGAUCACAGUGGAGAAUACAAGUGCAGAUCCAGAAAUAAACAUGGAGAGAAAAACUCUGAUACUGUGAUGCUGAAUGUCAUCUAUCCUCCAAAGAGCGUCUCAGUGUCCAUCAGUCCGUCUGGUGAAAUAGUGUCAGGAGAUUCAGUGACUCUGAACUGCAGCAGUGAUUCAAACCCUCCUGCUCUGAACUUCAGCUGGUUUAAGGAGGAUGAAACCUCAGCUGUUGGAUCUGGACAGAGUUUCAGCAUCUCCAGCUUUAGCUCCAGUUUCAGUGGACGCUUCUACUGUGAGGCUCAGAAUAAAUAUGGAUCUCAGAGAUCAGCGUCUGUUUCUCUCACUGUUAAAGGGGUUCAGAGAGCUGCUCUGCACACAGUAUCUGGGAUCGUGGCGGGAUGUGGAGGAUUGAUCUUCAUCAUCAUCAUUAUUGUAUUCAUAAAGAGGAAGAAGAGGAGAGAAGGUGGAACUGAAGACGUGAAUCAAAAGCAGACGGCUGACGCGAGUGACGAUACAUACACAGCUCUGGAUCCAGCGUCCAGAACAUCUGCUGACAUUUACAGCACGAUCACAUUCAGAGCUCCUGAUGACACCUACACGGCUCUUGAGCUUCAGUCCAGAUCUUCUGAAUAUGAGAAUCUAGCAGUGACUUCAGCAGAUCCACAUUAAACUCUCCUCACUGUAUUACUGCUAAUAUGAAACAACUGAAGCUCCUCAGAAACUGCCCAUCAUUAUCAGCUCAUGAACAUCAUUUCAUUAUCAAUAACAUUCUGAUUUAUUAAACUGUGUAUAUUGUAAUUGAGCUUAUAAGAGUUUGCAGAAUUAAUUUUUUUCUAUUAGUCUUGUAAAUCUAUAUUUUAUCCUGCAUGUCACAUUUUAUGAUUGUGCUUCAUAUGCAAAUUAAUUUUAGCAGAAAACUUGUGCAAUUCAAAUAUUUAAAGUAACAUCAUAACUUGUAGUCAUACUUUAGUUUCUGCUUCACUGGAGGAUUAUAAAUUGAAUUUUUGUAUGUUAAUUUCACAGCUAAGCAGUAUUUUCAUGUUAAACUCAGUUCAAUCUGUAUCUGAUUGUAUUAAAGUCUCAGUUUCUCUGUCAUGUCUGACGCUCUGUUGACUGGAUUUUAUUCUACUGUAUCUUUACUGGAGGAAUCUAAUCAUUUUUGUAGUGUUUAAAAGACCGAGAUCUCAAAUAAACAUUUCUCUCAUA